Messenger RNA from Pogona vitticeps (central bearded dragon), 1775 nucleotides. NCBI's taxonomy places the organism in Eukaryota, Metazoa, Chordata, Lepidosauria, Squamata, Agamidae. The record is from RefSeq and is a predicted model, not a curated record.
CGUCACUUCCCGUCGGUCGUUCUCUGGCGCGCUCGCGUUUGGCGCGUUUUCUCGCUCGUCUCUCUUGGGGCUCCUGAUCUCCGAGGAGGCUCCGGCCUUCCUCCUGCCAGGGACCGAUUGAUCCAGAUGCUCUCGAUGGAACAGCCACUGUGGAUCCAAAGCCACUUCCUCAGACACAUGCAAUGAAACCAUCAACAUAGACUUGCUGUCCUUCUGCAGGCCAUGUUCUCAGAGCAGGCUGUCCAGUCUGCACAGAGUCUCUUGACCUCCCCAUCUGCAGCAGCUUCUAUCUUUGCCCGUGUGCCCAUCAGCAGCUAUACCAACUGCUCCCAGAACUUCAGACUUGGGGAGCGGACUUUCAAUCGGCAGUAUGCUCACAUCUAUGCCACACGCCUCAUUCAGAUGAGACCAUUACUGGUGGAGAGAGCCCGACGCAAAUGGGGGAGCAACAUUACAGUGAAGAAGCUUUGUGAGCUGCAGCUAGGAGAAAAGUGCUGUGUGGUGGGGACGCUAUUCAAGUCUAUGCAGCUUCAACCUUCCAUCCUCCGGGAAAUCAGUGAAGAGCACAAUCUGCCACCACAGCCUCCUCGUACCAAGUACAUCCACCAGUCCGAUGAACUGAUCUUGGAGGAUGAGCUGCAGCGAAUCAGACUGGAAGGAGCUAUACAGAUUGACAAGCUGGUGACAGGAACCAUCUUGGCAGUCUAUGGCUCAGAGAGGGAUGAUGGCAAGUUUCUUGUUGAAGAUCACUGCUUUGCAGAUAUGCCCACCCAGCUGCCCAUGAUGGGGCCCGGCACAGACAGGUUUGUCUUGCUGGUGUCAGGUCUGGGCCUUGGUGGCAAGAGUGGAGAGAGUCUCCUGGGGAUGCAGCUGCUUGUGGACAUGGUGACCGGACAGCUGGGCGCCGAGGCUGAGCAGUCGAGUGCAGCCCUCAUCUCUCGGGUCAUCUUGGCAGGCAAUUUGCUCAGCCAGAAUACCCAGAGCAGAGACACCGUUAAUAAGGCGAAGUACCUUACCAAGAAAACGCAGGCUGCCAGUGUGGAGGCUGUGAAGAUGCUGGAUGAAAUCUUGUUGCAGCUGAGUAUAUCUGUCCCUGUAGAUGUGAUGCCUGGUGAGUUUGAUCCCACCAACUACAUACUACCUCAGCAGCCACUGCAUCGCUGUAUGUUUCCCCUGUCGAGUGCCUACUCCACACUGCAGUUGGUCACCAAUCCUUACCAAGCCAACAUCGAUGGUGUCAGGUUUUUGGGGACCUCAGGCCAAAACAUCAGUGACAUCUUCAAGUACAGCAGCAUGUCAGACUAUCUGGAAAUCCUGGAGUGGACUUUACGGAUUGGUCAUCUUAGCCCCACUGCUCCAGAUACACUUGGCUGCUACCCAUUUUACAAGUCUGACCCCUUCAUCUUCACUGACUGCCCUCAUGUCUAUUUCUGUGGGAAUGCACCUUCCUUCAAAUGCAAGGUAGUCAAAGGUGAUGAUGGCCAGAAAGUCUUGUUGGUGACCCUUCCUGAUUUCAGCACAACACAAACAGCUUGCCUGAUCAACCUUCGUGACCUCACGUGCCAGCCAGUCGCCUUCUGCGCCUUCGGUGCCAGUGAGGAGGAGGAAGAGAUGCUGAUGGAAACUGCCCAGUGAGAAGCACCCUCUCUUACUGCCUUGGAAGUGUAUAUUGUAAAGGAGAGGGAGUGCUCGGAGCCAUGCCUUCCCCAUCCCCCCCCCCGACUAUGGUGUUUUUCUCUCUCUGAGCCAAAAGUUUUAAUAAAGUAUACUGCCUA